Messenger RNA from Pichia kudriavzevii, 426 nucleotides. RefSeq lists its product as uncharacterized. Gene Ontology annotation, cellular component: membrane. The transcript has a single exon. Bases 1 to 426 code for a protein of 141 amino acids. Lineage: Eukaryota; Fungi; Ascomycota; Pichiomycetes; Pichiales; Pichiaceae. The record is from RefSeq and is a predicted model, not a curated record. Gene Ontology annotation, biological process: mitochondrial respiratory chain complex I assembly; response to oxidative stress.
AUGUCUGUCUCGUUUUUCAGAACUCUCAAGAACGUGUGGAGAAAUGGUCUCCGUCGUUCUGGCCGUCAAGUUGCCUACAUGAACGACACCAAGUCUGGUACUCUUGUUGGAGAAGACGACUUUGGCAAUAAGUACUACGAGACCAACGACCCUGCCGAAAUCCACAUGAGAACAAGAUGGGUCGAAUACAAGGACUUUUGGAGAUACGACGCAUCCCAUGCAGAGCCGGGCUGGCAUUACUGGUUGGCCUACGGUACUGACGUUGCGCCAAACAAACUCAAAAAGGACGAAGUUGCAGUUAGACACAUUGCUCCACAGGCCCACCAUCCGGUCAAUUUGACCUUCACCAAGGGCGCAUUUGUUCCAUACAAUACGGCAAAGCCAAAAUACCAAGCUUGGGAACCAAAGGUCAACCAAAGAGCUUGA